Strongylocentrotus purpuratus (purple sea urchin) is the source of this 710-nucleotide messenger RNA. RefSeq names its product alpha-N-acetylgalactosamine-specific lectin. Gene Ontology annotation, molecular function: signaling receptor activity. The transcript has 3 exons. Bases 125 to 577 code for a protein of 150 amino acids. The record is from RefSeq and is a predicted model, not a curated record. Lineage: Eukaryota; Metazoa; Echinodermata; Echinoidea; Camarodonta; Strongylocentrotidae.
UCGUAUUCUAGUUGACGCCCUUUACAGUUCAUCUCGACAGAACUUCAAAUUUGUUUGACGAUCGUUUCAGAAAUUUGGCAACUCUUUCGCUUCGACAAAAUUGAAAGGAGAUCGGGACGACAUCAUGAAGAUACUCAUUUUGAUCAGUGUUGUCGCAAUGGCCACCGUGGGCAACGCCGAGUACAGCUGCCCUCAGUUCUGGAACUUAUUCGAAGGGAACUGCUUCCGAUACCAGGGGGAUAGAUUGACAUGGUCGGAUGCUGAAGCCAGCUUUACCAGCGGUGGAGUGGGACAUCUAGCUUCGAUCCAUAGCCUUGAAGAGAACCGCCUCGUUUAUCAGAUGUUCAAAUCAAGCGUGUCCCUAAACGACAUUCCAGAUUGGGUGCAUAACACAGAAGACCACAAUCCAAUCUAUGGGAUAUGGCUCGGACUUCACCAGACUGUGGCAGACGGCCCCUGGAAGAACUCUGACUAUACCGACCAGGGUGAUUUCUUCAGAUGGAGGCGUCUAGAACCCAACAACGACUACUACGAUAGUGGACUCGCGGAAGAUUGCGUCCACAUUUUGGCACUUUAACGAUGACUCCGACAUUCAACAAAAGUGGAAUGACGUGUACUGCAACGAAGUGAUGUCCUUCGUCUGCAAGAUGCCAGCGGACGGGGAGUCUUGCGAGUAAUAAGUGGUCUCCAUUUUCCUUUUGACUCAACGA